This is a messenger RNA of Manis javanica (Malayan pangolin), 655 nucleotides long. RefSeq names its product ribosomal protein L10 like (gene RPL10L). Gene Ontology annotation, molecular function: structural constituent of ribosome. Gene Ontology annotation, biological process: translation. The record is from RefSeq and is a predicted model, not a curated record. Gene Ontology annotation, cellular component: ribosome. Lineage: Eukaryota; Metazoa; Chordata; Mammalia; Pholidota; Manidae.
AUGGGUCGCCGCCCCGCUCGCUGUUACCGGUAUUGUAAGAACAAGCCAUAUCCAAAGUCUCGCUUCUGCCGGGGUGUGCCUGAUGCCAAAAUCCGCAUCUUUGAUAUGGGUCGGAAGAAGGCAAAGGUGGAUGAGUUCCCGCUCUGUGGUCACAUGGUGUCUGCUGAAUAUGAGCAGCUCUCCUCUGAAGCCCUGGAAGCUGCCCGAGUUUGUGCCAACAAGUAUAUGGUGAAAAGCUGUGGCAAAGAUGGCUUUCACUUACGAGUGCGACUCCAUCCUUUCCACGUCAUCCGCAUCAACAAGAUGUUGUCCUGUGCUGGGGCCGACAGGCUCCAGACCGGCAUGCGAGGCGCUUUCGGAAAGCCGCAGGGCACCGUGGCGAGAGUCCACAUCGGUCAAGUCAUCAUGUCCAUCCGUACCAAGCUUCAGAACAAGGAGCACGUGAUUGAAGCCUUUCGCAGGGCCAAGUCCAAGUUCCCUGGCCGCCAGAAGAUCCACAUCUCCAAGAAGUGGGGCUUUACCAAGUUUAAUGCUGACGAAUUUGAAGACAGAGUGGCUAAGAAGCGCCUCAUCCCUGAUGGCUGUGGAGUCAAGUACGUCACCAAUCGUGGCCCUCUGGGCAAGUGGCAAGCUCUGUACUUGUGAAGUCUUGGAC